AUGGACCCCCAAAUGAACAAGCUCCUCAAAUGGAGCGUCCAGAACUCACAGCAGCAAAGUGCCGACGGCACCUCCACUGCCCCUCCUAACGCCGCCGAGACCUCGCGCAACCUGACCCCGGAGAUGAUCAAUGCCCUCCUCGGUGGUCCCUCCGAUGCCGACCUGAUGAAGGCUGCCAUGGAGGUCCUGCACUCGGACGAGUCCGACCUCGAGAACAAGAUGAUUGCCUUCGACAACUUCGAACAGCUGAUCGAAGGUAUUGAUAACGCCAAUAAUCUCGAGCCGCUGGGUCUCUGGACCCCAUUGGUGCAACUGCUCACGCAUGAGGAUGCCGAUAUGCGCCGCAUGGCGGCGUGGUGUAUUGGUACGGCGGUGCAAAAUAACGAGAAGGCGCAGGACAAGGUAUGUGUUCACCCUCACCCGGGACUGGAACAGUCGCUCUUUUGGGAUGCAACGAAACUAGACGCUAACAUCACUUGUGCACAGCUGGUUGUUUUGAAUGCUAUUCCUACUCUCAUCACCGUCGCCACGACCGACCCGAACCCCGCUACUCGCAAGAAGGCUAUCUAUGCGCUCUCGUCGGCCGUGCGCAACUACCAGCCCGCCAUGAACGAGCUAGUGAAGAACCUUCCGGCGGGGUAUCCUACCGAUAAGACUGACGCCGGGGAUAUGGAGACUGUGGAUGUGAUCAUGGACAAACUCCGUGACCACCCCGUCGACUCGGCAUGA
Penicillium canariense is the source of this 729-nucleotide messenger RNA. RefSeq names its product Hsp70 nucleotide exchange factor FES1 (gene fes1). The coding region runs from base 1 to 729 and encodes 242 amino acids. Gene Ontology annotation, molecular function: protein binding. The record is from RefSeq and is a predicted model, not a curated record. NCBI's taxonomy places the organism in Eukaryota, Fungi, Ascomycota, Eurotiomycetes, Eurotiales, Aspergillaceae. The transcript has a single exon.